Messenger RNA from Gossypium raimondii (Peruvian cotton), 321 nucleotides. RefSeq names its product ATP synthase subunit 9, mitochondrial. The record is from RefSeq and is a predicted model, not a curated record. The coding region runs from base 1 to 321 and encodes 106 amino acids. Gene Ontology annotation, biological process: proton motive force-driven ATP synthesis; proton transmembrane transport. Gene Ontology annotation, molecular function: proton transmembrane transporter activity. The transcript has 2 exons. NCBI's taxonomy places the organism in Eukaryota, Viridiplantae, Streptophyta, Magnoliopsida, Malvales, Malvaceae.
AUGGGGCCAACAGUAGCUACUUUCUACAAAUUUUGGAAUUUUAUGGAUCCACGCUUGAAAAAAAAGCGUGACGAGAAUUCUCAACCCGAGAUGUUAGAAGGUGCAAAAUCAAUGGGUGCCGGAGCUGCUACAAUUGCUUCAGCGGGAGCUGCUGUCGGUAUUGGAAACGUAUUCAGUUCUUUGAUCCAUUCCGUGGCGCGAAAUCCAUCAUUGGCUAAACAAUUAUUUGGUUAUGCCAUUUUGGGCUUUGCUCUAACCGAAGCUAUUGCAUCGUUUGCCCCAAUGAUGGCCUGCGUAUUUUCUUUAUAUUUAAGGGUUUAA